Molecule: messenger RNA, 1601 nt
Organism: Rosa chinensis
Lineage: Eukaryota; Viridiplantae; Streptophyta; Magnoliopsida; Rosales; Rosaceae
Product: chaperone protein dnaJ 49
Exons: 3
Coding region: 160-1236 (358 amino acids)
Biological process (GO): cellular response to misfolded protein
Cellular component (GO): endoplasmic reticulum membrane
Molecular function (GO): Hsp70 protein binding
Source: RefSeq, a predicted model, not a curated record
CAAUCUACGUCUACAUUUCAACCAAAAUCAAACUGGGAAUUUGGGGAAGAGCCAAAAUCCCUGGACUCCAUGAAAUCACAGUGAUUCGCUCAGAAUCUCCAGAAAAAAGAUCACUACCCAGAAGAGCCCUCCUUCAGAUCCAUCUCAUCAAAAUUUGAGAUGGACGGAAACAAAGACGACGCCUUGAAAUGUUUUAGAAUUGGGAAAGAAGCUUUGGACGGUGGAGAUCGGCCCCGCGCCAUAAAAUUCUUGGCCAAAGCUCGCCGGCUCGAUCCGUCGUUACCGAUCGACGAUCUGUUAUCAUCGGUUGAGACAGACUCCGACCCUCCGCCGCCUUCAGAUGGCGCCAAAACCGCCGACGGGCCUUCCGGGGCGGGUUUGGGUAUGCCUCCGCUCCGUCAAAGGACUAGAGCUACCGGGUCGGGUUCCGGGUCCGGGACCGGGUCGUCUGGGUACACGGAGGAGCAGGUUACGAUUGUGAGGCAAUUGAAGAAGAAGAAGGAUUAUUAUGAGAUAUUGGGGGUGGAGAGGAGUUGUAGUGUUGAAGACGUUCGAAAAGCUUAUAGGAAGCUCUCUUUGAAGGUUCAUCCCGAUAAGAACAAGGCCCCCGGAGCUGAGGAAGCCUUCAAGUUGGUUUCGAAGGCGUUUCAGUGUCUGAGUAAUCAAGAGAGUAGGACGAAGUAUGAUGUUUCGGGCUCGGAUGAGCCGGUUUACGAGAGGAGGCGUGCUCCUAGGCAUGCCGGGAAUGGGUUCUUCUAUGAUGGUGGUGAUGUUGAUGCGGAUGAGAUAUUUAGGAACUUUUUCGGAGGAAUGGCUCCGGCAACUACACAGUUCCGGGGGUUCAGUUUCGGGCAAGGGAUGGGACCGAGGCCUGCUGAGUAUGGUUCGGGUGGGUUCAAUGCUCGGACUCUAAUUCAGUUGCUGCCUGUGCUGCUUAUUUUGCUUCUCAACUUCAUGCCGUCUUCGGAGCCUGUUUACUCACUUUCGAGGUCUUAUCCUUAUGAGUACCGGUUUGCCACGGAAAAGGGUGUGAAUUUUUAUGUCAAGUCAACCAAGUUUGAGCAAGAUUACCCGUCAGGUAGCUUGGACCGUGCCAGACUUGAUCAGCAGGUUGAGAGAGAUUAUUUCAGUGUUCUAUCACAGAAUUGCCGGCUAGAAUUGCAGCGUCGCCAGUGGGGAUUUGUACGCGAAACACCACAUUGUGACAUGUUGAAGCAGUUUGAGGCGGCGACUUGAUGUCUUGAACUGAAGAUUGCUCAUUGGGUGCCAGUCGUUCUGUCUAUUCUUGUUGCCUAAUGCAGAAGCAGAAGAGAUGAAGGAUAAUAGCUGCAAAUUUUUGUGUAUUUACUUGGUAUAUCUGGACAGCGUCUGCAGCCUCCACAAGUUUUCUGUUCUUUAGUCCGAUAUAAGCACAAUGACCGUAAAAUUGUCUCAGAUUCAACUUAUGAUGAGCUAGUAUUAAAGCUUUGCAAUCGUUAAUGUUGCAUAUAUAACUUGUUCAAUACACACUCUUUCAUAUAUGUGUGUGGAUCUAGGUAUUUUUGUCGCACUGUUCGAUAGUACCAUUCAAUUCUUUGAUCAAUGUUAUAAUAAUUUUAGAA